Eufriesea mexicana is the source of this 2466-nucleotide messenger RNA. RefSeq names its product pyroglutamylated RFamide peptide receptor. Gene Ontology annotation, biological process: G protein-coupled receptor signaling pathway. The record is from RefSeq and is a predicted model, not a curated record. The transcript has 11 exons. Lineage: Eukaryota; Metazoa; Arthropoda; Insecta; Hymenoptera; Apidae. The coding region runs from base 444 to 1841 and encodes 465 amino acids. Gene Ontology annotation, cellular component: plasma membrane. Gene Ontology annotation, molecular function: neuropeptide Y receptor activity.
AGAAGCAUCGUGGCGUGGUUGUCAUCGAGUUUCAAUUUUUUUUUAUUGUGCUUCUUGAACAAUAAGUGGCAUAAUCAGUGAAUAGUUUGAAGCUGUGGCAUCAAUCAUCAAGCAGCGUGCAAUAUGAUACUGCGCCAUUCAUCUACCUUUUCCACAGUUUCAUCGAAGAAUUUCUUAAGGUCCAAGGUUAUGGCCACGUAUCGUCGUGGCGAUGUCUAAAAGCUCGGGCCAGGGAAGCAUGCGAAGAAAAUCUAGCGAAGAAGAGUUUUCACGACGCGGCAGGGCCGGGUUCCCGAGGGUGUGCGACAGGAGGACACCCCAUUGCAAAUUGCGAGGUGCAGUUAGGCGAAGUGUUUAAGAGCUUGCACGAUGGAAGACGUGCCGGUGUACAGGCGACAAGUGGACGCAGUCUCUAAAUUGUCGUCAAGAAGUUAAUCGCAGUCAUGUCGAACGAGACUAAUGCCACGAACGAUUUUCUCGAUUACGAUAUCAACGAGUCGUUCAGCCAUUUCGACUGGGCGGAACUGGCACCCGUCCUCGUCGUCUACUCUCUUACAUUUUUCCUUGGAUUAAUCGGAAACGUCGUCAUCAUCGGUUCGACGUUGUGCCCGAGACUGAGACCUCUACCAGCUACGCCGACCAACGUCUUCCUGGGUGGCUUGGCUACGGCUGACCUUCUUCUCAUACUCUUCUGCAUUCCUGUAAAGGUGGCCAAGCUGUUCUCUUACACUUGGACUAUGGGCCUGUUUCUAUGCAAGUCGGUGCACUAUAUGCAGAGCGUCUCGGCUAUUUGCUCGGUCGUCACGUUAACCGCAAUGUCGAUCGAAAGGUAUUACGCUAUCGUCCAUCCGAUGCGGGCGCAGUACACGUGCACCAUAAGCCAGGCUCGCAAAAUAGUAAUUACUACUUGGGUGGCGUCCUUCCUUCUUGGUAUCCCCAUGAUCUUCACGCAGACGCACAAGGAAGUUGGAAUGAGGGUAAUUGCUUACUGGUGCGUGCGUGAUUCAGAAGCUGGACUUUUAUGGCGUGCACACGAGGUUUAUAUGCUGGUUCUGGUCCUGGUGUUACCCCUAACCGUGAUGGCGUAUUGUUACACGGCCAUUUGUUGGGAGAUUUGGCGAGUCAUGAAACGUCGAUACCACAUGACGUCUCGACGCACGGUGACUCCGACGAACGUGGACGCGGAAUCCAUACCUAUGACGCAGAGGCACAGUGUGCGGAAUAAUCGUCGAGCUCAUCGAGAAGAUGGCCAAACGGAAGAGGAGUCCCGAACGAUAAGACAGGUGGUGAAGAUGCUGGUGGCAGUCGUGGUGCUAUUUGUCAUCUGCUGGGCUCCCAUUCUGGUUGACAACAUGCUCACAGCUUAUGGGAUCCUGCCACGGGUGAAGGCUGACACUCACAAGCACCUCAACACGGUCUUUCAGCUGAUGGCUUACUUCAACAGCUGCAUAAAUCCGAUCAUCUACGGAUUCAUGUCAAAGCACUUCAGGGAGAGCUUCCUGUCUGCAGCCUGCGGUGGCUGGUGGAUUUGCUGUCCAAGAAGGGGUUACAGGACGCCGGUGAAAAGGCACCCUAGCCUCAGCCAGACCAGGACGACCAGUAUCAGGUGGACACGAAACUCCCUUCGGGAGUCGAAGUGUCGCAACUCGAGCGACAUCCAUCUCGUAGUUCACCCAGCACGUCCACGGACAUCAGAAAUAUCGUGUAAGCUCGAUGAAACUCCGGCUAGAAGCACGAUUUCCUCUAGCAUGCGCUUCUUUCCAGCUGACCAACGCAGAGAUCGCCGGCCAUUUUGUCUCCUAUACUUGGUCACAAAAUUAACUGUCUCGCGACCUGUGUAACACGAUCGAAUGUAAUUUCAAUCAGAAAUGAGAUCCCAGUGUCUUAUAUUCCAUCCUCUGAAGAUUCUAUGCAUGACACCAGGAUUAUCCUAAAUUACUUUGAGAUUAACUCCAAAUUAGAUAAGAUUUAAUUCCUCCCCGAGUCUUCGUUGGAAGUAUCCAGUAUCCGUCUUUGAUCUCCUAGAAUCUUCUCAAGAUUCACAAAGGUAGUCAAUUAGAUCUUCAUUUCCUAUCCCAAAGUCAAUUAGAAUUGUUUCGAAAUUAAUUCAAAGUCGAAUCAAAUUUAAUUCCUCUGCAAGUCUGCAUCGAAAAUGUCCAGACUCCAUCUUCGAUGUCCACGAAUCUCCAUAAUGUCUACAAAGACAGCCAAUCAAAUCUUCAUAUUUAUCAGCAUAUUCACUCCAAAUCCUGUCAAAAGUACUUCGAAAUUAAUUCCAAGUGGACUCCAAUUUCACCCCUUUCCAAGACUCCGUCGAAAGCAUCCAGGAUCCAUCUUUGAUGUCCACGUUUCUCAAGGGCCACAGGAGAUCUUUCGAUUGCUCGAUAUCGAUCUCGAGAGUUGGCAUUACGUCCAUCGUCGAAAUUCCUCGAGUAACGAACCGUUCCCUCUAAUACUCGCCCCUUU